AUGAAGUCAUCGUGUCCCAUAUCAUCGACUAAUGAUCUCAUCCUCGAGAUCUUCUCGAGGCUGCCUUCAAAGUCGGUCGCGAGGUUUCGUUGCUUAUCAAAGAUAUGGGCAUCAAUGUUGGGUAGUCUAUAUUUCAAAGAGUUGUUCUUGACCAGAACUUCGGCUAAGCCGCGUCUCUUAUUCGCCAUCGUAGAAAACGACGAGGUCCCCGGCUCAAACGAUGUGUGGAGUUUCUUCUCGUUGCCUCAGCUUGAGUAUCCAUAUGAGCAAUCAUCAUUGACGAGUCUAGUAGCAGCAGCCGAAUUUCAUGUGAACUUCUCUCCCAAAGAUCUACGUAUUAGAUAUUGCUAUGACCCAAGAUAUUUUUCAUAUGGCUACGCCUCUGGCUUGUUAUAUAUUUAUGGUCAUCGAUGCCAGGCUAGACCUGUGAUAUAUAACCCUAUCACAGGACGGUAUGCGAUUUUACCUAGACGGUAUACUUACAGAAAGGCUUAUAGCUUUUUCGGGUUUGACCCGAUUGACAAGCAACAUAAGGCAUUAUCCAAGACUUAUCCAGGUGGUCCUGGUCGUGAUAAAAUUCUUACGUUCGGAGAUGGAGAUAUGAGGUGGAGAAAGGUAAAAUGUUCUUUAGUACAUGAUAUUGAGAGUCAAGGGAUCUGCAUCAAUGGGGUUUUGUACUAUUUAGGUGUCUCGAAGGGUUAUCCUAAUGAUGAUCAUGUUGUAACGUCUGAUAAUGUGAUAAUUUGCUUUGAUCUUAGGUCUAAGAAAUUCACAUUUAUUAACGUAGAAAGAUUUUGUGAAUUGAUAAACUAUAAGGAAAAAUUAGCAAUGAUUUAUUGGGAGGAUGAUAUCAGCGAUGAUACAAAAGAUGAUACAACUAAUGUGUUACAUCUGUGGGUUCUAAAAGAUGUUGAGAAAAGUGAAUGGUCGAAACAUGCCUACACUUUGAGGGAAGAUAAAUUUUUCCGUCUUGAUCAAGUUUCCAUCGCUGGAGCGACCACUUCGGGUGAAAUACUGUUUUCGAUGAGUGAGUAUACACCUAAAGAACCGUUUUAUGUUUUCUACUUCAAUCCCGAAAGGAACACUCUCCAACGUGUUGAGAUCCAAGGUUUUGGUGAGAUCCAAGGUAUCGUCGUUCAUACCUUUGUAAACCACGUAGAAAAUCUUGAUGUUAACGACUUAAAACUACUCAAGUCAUCCCAUCCUCUAUUGGUGGAGCCAAAAGAUUUAGGACCAUCAGAUUCAGAGUCAUCUUCAGAAGAAGAAGAAGACGAA
Molecule: messenger RNA, 1275 nt
Organism: Capsella rubella
Lineage: Eukaryota; Viridiplantae; Streptophyta; Magnoliopsida; Brassicales; Brassicaceae
Product: F-box protein At2g15640-like
Exons: 1
Molecular function (GO): protein binding
Source: RefSeq, a predicted model, not a curated record